Molecule: messenger RNA, 729 nt
Organism: Rubroshorea leprosula
Lineage: Eukaryota; Viridiplantae; Streptophyta; Magnoliopsida; Malvales; Dipterocarpaceae
Source: the annotation of a GenBank genome assembly
GAAGAGUCAGAUUUGGGUAAGCUUUCUUAUCUUCAUUGCAUCAUAAAUGAGACCAUGAGGAUGUACCCAGCGGGUCCAUUGCUACUACCACAUGAAUCAUCACAAGAAUGCUUUGUUGGGGGUUACCGAAUUCCACGUGGCACAAUGUUGUUGGUGAACCUGUGGGCCAUACAGAACGAUCCCAAGAUAUGGGGGGAGCCUGAAAAAUUUAGGCCGGAGAGGUUCCAAGGAUUGGAAGUAAACAGAGAUGGGUUCAAGUUGAUGCCAUUUGGGUCGGGGCGGAGGGGCUGUCCAGGAGAGGGAUUGGCUACGCGGGUGGUUGGAUUGACGCUGGCUUCAGUUAUUCAAGCCUUUGAGUGGGAAAGGAUUGGUGAGGCAAUGGUGGACAUGACUGAGGGGACUGGGCUUACCAUGCCCAAGGCCAAGGCUUUGCAGGCCCGGUGUCUUCCACGUCAAGCCAUGGUGGACUUGCUUUCGAAAAUUUAACGAAGCCAAUUGUUCUUGUGUUUCUUUACCCUUUUUCUCUUCAACAAACGUUUACUUCUCCUCCUCUUUCCUUCUUUCUUUCCCCCCUUCUUUCCUCCCCCUCCUCCUUUCUUUUUCCGCUGUCUUCGCAGCCAUCUAUCUUUGCCUCUUUCCCGCUUCUGUGACAUGUGAUGUUGAGAAUGAUGUACUCCUAUUUUUAUAUUUUCAUUUAUGCUUAUUAACGAAAAAAUUAUUGGGCUGCAU